AUGUGACGUGUUGCGCCGUCCCAACGUCCUCUCGGCGAAGCAGCCUUUCAGACAAUGCUGAGGGACUGAAUUGCACCCUUCACUCAAUGCCUCGUCCAGGCUUCUCUUCCAAACACAGAUGGACUGACAACAUAGAAACAUGGCUGCCUCUGCGACGAGCAAGGCACGAAACAGAGAUAGCAACGCUGCUGACAGUCCGCGGCGUCCCGGAGAGCCUCUGUCGCAGUCACGGGACAUAAUAAAACCUUCCAUCACGGAGCUGACCAAAGAAGUGAGGACGAACAUCCUCUGCACCGUGGAAGGAUGUGGCAAGAUUCUCCCCAAUACACCUGCGUUGAACAUGCACCUCGUUAAAUCGCACCGAGUGAAGGAUGGUAUUGUGAAUCCUACCAUCCGAAAGGACAUGAAGGGCUCUCAGAAGCUCUACUGCUGUCCAAUUGAGGGUUGUCCCAGGGGGCCCAACAGACCCUUCUCCCAGUUCUCCCUGGUUAAACAACACUUCAUGAAGAUGCAUGCAGAAAAAAAACACAAGUGCUUCAAGUGCACCAACGGCUACAGCACCGAGUGGGACCUAAAGAGGCACAUAGAGGACUGCGGCAAGACGUACCAGUGCACGUGCGGCUGCCCCUACGCCAGCAGGGCGGCUCUACUCUCACACAUCUACAGAACCGGUCACGAGAUCCCUACAGAACACAGAAUUCCCCCAGUGAAAAAGCGAAAGAUGGAGAAAAUGUUAAGGGAUCCUGAAAAGGUUACGACCAACGAGUCAACCUGUCCGAUCCGGCCCGCUAGCACAGUGCUGACAGAGACUGGGCCCCCGUCCGGUGCAACUGUCCACAUCGCGGAUUUGGCGAAUCAGAACUCCAACCCCCGCAGGAGCCUCCAGAAGCUGCUCCUGCCAAAGCCCAAGAUGGCUUUGGUCAGUGUUCCUGUGAUGCAGCUGGCCCACCUGCCCGUCCUCCUCCCGUCUACAGACGGCGGCGCUCUGAGGUCUGUGGUGCUGGCUGUGGACAGCCGAGGCUCCGUCGGCACCCUCCACCUGCUGCCGCACGGAGCUGUGGUGCCCCAGCUGGACGCCAAGAGCUUGUGUUUCAAGGACAGCAUGCCCACGUCCCGCUCGAGCCUCGGGCCGAUCAGCACCGGCGUGCAGGCGAGUCUGGACCCUGCCAGCACGGGUACCCUGGUGGAACAACGGGGAAGAAUCACCUCCACCAACAUUCAGACGGACAAGUCGUACUUGUCGGAAAUGCCCACAGGCGCGGGGGUCGCCGAGGGGAUGGGGUUGUACCCGGGGGGCGAGUCCUCUGUGUCGUCCUGCGCCCAAACAGACAUAAGCGUGAGUGCCCAAGUGCUGCUGCCGGUCAGUGUUGAAACCCAGACCUUCUCCUCCCAGGCGAGAGCCACGUCCUCCAUUGGAGCUCAGACAGACACUCAGAGCGUUGCCGAAAUUUCUUAUCCUCCUUCGCUGGCGCCGCCAUACAAGACCAGGCAGACGCAGACGUCUCUGGCAGACGACAAGGCUCAGCAGCACGCCAUGAUGUGCUCCGACCUCUUCGGCAGCGACUCCCUCAGCGUGUCCACUCAGACCGCUCUGGACAUCCACAACACGCUCGGCGGCAGCAGCAUCUAUGAGGACCCCAAGUCAGCCGGGGGAAUGUGUUUCGGGGUGCAGACGGAUGAGCUCAACUCAAACAACAUGGCAGAUAAUCAGACCCAAACGAUGACCUUGUUGAAUGACCUUGAGCACAUUCUGUCCGACAGCAUGUCGGGCCACCAGGAGCUCACGGCGGCGUCGGAAGGCUGCGGGUCGGUUCUGGGUUCUGUCCAGGAGCAGCACAAUGGCAUCGACUUUGACUUUGAGGAGUUCCUCAACGCCGUGCACAUCCAGACCCAGACGGAGGAGAGCGAGCUGGGAGGACUGGGCGGGGACGCGCCGCUGGAGUCCCUUGACAUCCAGACCCAGACCGACUUCCUCCUGAUGGACGAACUAGACCAAAAUGAGGGACCAAGUCGAACCCAGGCCAGCGACCUGGAGCUAUUCGAUACUCAGACUCAGACCGACCUCAAUUUCCUCCUGAACGCCGGGAGCCACAUGCCCCUGAGCAGCAUCCUGCGACAUUCCAGCUUUUCCAUGAGCACCGAGUCUUCGGAUACAGAAACCCAGACGGAUCUCCCUUUAUUCUCCUCCGGCCUGUCCGCCCAGACUCUUGUGAGUCAGGGGGAACACGGCAGGCUGCUGAACAGCACAGAGACGCAGACUGUGACCAGCCAGGCCGAGGGCCUGGGUCACCUCUUCCUGACGAGCAACGAAACGCAGACGGUCAUGGAUGACUUCUUGUCAGCCGACCUGGCGUGGAACAUGGAGUCUCACUUCAGCUCCGUGGAAACCCAGACGUGCGAGGAGCUUUGCGCUCUUUUUCAGCACCCCGAGAGGCCCAACAGCUGAAGCCCUUCUCAGUGAGUCUGCCUGAGCAGGAUUCUCCCGUCCGCUUGGCCCAGGAAGAGGAAACGGUUGGCGCUGUCCCCCAGUGGACCACAGUCCAAGCAGUAAGAAGUCUGCCAAAAAAAUGUCUUAGAACAUUCCACUGGAGACAUCAUGUCCAGAGCCUUUCCGGGUGCACAUCCUGACCGCACUUUAAUUGCUCAACGGGCAUGACUCAGCCACUCCGGUGACAGUUUACGUAUUUAUUUGCACAUAAGGUAAUGUAUUGUAUGUGUAUUUUGUCUGAAAUGCCAGUUUACUUUAAUUUUUUCAAUGUACAACCAGUGUGACUGGUUUUAACUGUCUUACUAGCGGUUUAAAAAUGACUCAACAUUUCCUCAAUGUAAGAUCUGCACCUUUAAAAGAGAUGACAUUGUUAGCUGUGCGUUGUUGUCAACAAAAGGCUUAUAAUUUAGCUUAUAACAUAUGCCGGCGCUCAGAUAUGCAUAUUCUGCAUGAAUACAAUGUGGUCUCAGCUGUACGGCGAAUCUUGUCAUACAUUUGGUUUAUGUUUGGAAAUGUGCAUGAAGCAUUCACGUGGUCCGCAGUAGAGGAACAUUAUAUAUCUACUCUAAGCUUGUGCAUCGUUGAUGUCGCCUUGCCAGUGGCCAGCAACUCUAUGAACUCUAAAAACAUCCUGCAAGCUUUGCACCCAGUAGUCGACCAGUGGAAGUCGGCUUUAUAUUUUUCAUGAAGUAAAAUCCCAUAAAGCCUUUAACAGUGAACAAGGCUUUGCUUAAAGCCGUUAGGAUGCAUCUCUGAAACAAAGCGUUACUCAUACAGAUGUGGCACAAGCAAAACUGUUUGAUCUUGUAAGUUGUUGCACACAUUUAAUUGAAAUGUGAUUGUGAAGUUUGAUGUUUCUUAAAAUAUAUUUUUUCUGUGUGUUUUGGGCCUCUGCAGCCAGUCAACAGUCAGUUGAAGUGUGUAGUUGUGAUUAAUAAGCUAUAAGGAUAUCCAGCUGCAGUAAUGUUACUGUACAGAGACGCAUAGCGGUUCACCACUGAUGUUGGACGUAUUCACCCCCUUAUUUUGAGGAUCGCUUGCUAGAAUCAUCAGGUUGUCCAACCUUAACAGGCACCACUUAUUCAUUCUUUAAUCCGUUCUCCAAGUAACUAAAGUUAAUGUUACGAUUCCAUUAUAUAUUUGCACCAAGUUACCUCUUUUAACCAGCGCGCCCCCCCACUCUGUGUUUUACUUUGGGAGCCUCGAGCUGAAGGCCUUGAUUACGUGUUCAUUUUGUUUUUGUUGGUGCCUUAACCUAAGUAUUAGUUUUUCUUCUGUUACAGACAAUGUGCUGCUUUAAAAUAACGAUCUGAAUUGCCCACGAUUUAUGUUGCAGAAAAAUGAACAACUUUGGGAUUUUCAUCGCUUGCAUGAAAUAUUGUCCUGGAUAGUUGCUAUUGAUUUCUGUUCUGUCACGUGGAAACGAUGCUAUGCAGCAUUUUAUGGAAGAUAACUAGUAUAAAGGGUUUCGUUGAAGGGUCGAAACUGAAGAAUCAACAGAACGGAGACAGUGCCCCACAUAUAACAUGCUCUGUUUUUAUGCAUUAUGUCCAAACUGUUUAAGGAUAAUUUGCCGGUGGUUAUAAGGACUUUGCUGUCUUCACAGCUUCUCCCUGCUGACACACAUGUUUGACUUGCUUUAAACAUAACUAUGUCGAAGCCUCUCCGUCUUAAGUGUCCGUUACAGUGCUUUAUUUUCUCUUUAUAGGGAGCGCAUGCAGAUAUUUUCCCAGCACAGAAUACUUGUUUGAGAACAAGUUAAGUUUGUGCCUGUAUGUGUAGAGUUGAUGGUUGCCUUGAUUUAUUUUUGAAGCUUCACUACAGAUGUUCGUAAUAAACUUCUGAAAUUGUGCUCAUGGUCACUAAAGAGCACAGUGGAAUAAAUUGUACAAUGUGUUAUA
This is a messenger RNA of Gasterosteus aculeatus aculeatus (three-spined stickleback), 4389 nucleotides long. RefSeq names its product ATM interactor (gene atmin). Gene Ontology annotation, cellular component: nucleus. Gene Ontology annotation, molecular function: DNA-binding transcription factor activity, RNA polymerase II-specific; transcription cis-regulatory region binding. NCBI's taxonomy places the organism in Eukaryota, Metazoa, Chordata, Actinopteri, Perciformes, Gasterosteidae. Gene Ontology annotation, biological process: positive regulation of transcription by RNA polymerase II. The record is from RefSeq and is a predicted model, not a curated record.